Messenger RNA from Lactuca sativa (garden lettuce), 1324 nucleotides. RefSeq lists its product as uncharacterized. The record is from RefSeq and is a predicted model, not a curated record. NCBI's taxonomy places the organism in Eukaryota, Viridiplantae, Streptophyta, Magnoliopsida, Asterales, Asteraceae.
CGCUAUAAUCGGAAAUUGAUAUGCUUCUUCGACCCCUUUUGGCUUGAAUCCUCCUCUAGGGUUUUUGGGAUUUGAGGUUACCAUCUGUUUCAUUUUCAGAUCGUAUCACCUGGCGUCGUCAAUUCACUAUAAUUCACUUAAGCCAGCCAUGGAUGCUCGGAAGAGAGGGAGACCUCAAUCUAAUGCCAAUAGCGUUGCAGAGAAAUCUAAGUCAGGUAUGACGAGUCAAAGUAGAAAUUAUCGUGCUUGGACAAAUAUUGAAGAAACCAAACUUGUAGAGGCUUUAGUAAUUAUGGUGAAUACAGGAGGAUUUAGAGCAGACCAAGGCUUCAAGUCUGGAUAUUUAACUCAUCUUGAACAUUUAUUAAAAAAAUCAAUGCCAAAUUCGGGUAUUUUAGGUAAACCACAUAUAGAAUCAAAGAUAAAAGUGAUGAAAAGAGAUUGGCAAACUGUACAUGACAUGUUAAAUAGCUCACACACUAGUGGAUUCAGUUAUGACACUGUAAAACAUUGCAUGAUUGCAGACGAUCAAGUUUGGGAAUCAUAUCUUCAGGUUCAUAAAGGGGCAUCAAAGUGGAGGAACAAAACAUUCCCUUACUAUGAAAAACUAUGUGUUGUUUUUGGAAAAGAUCGGGUUGAAGGAAAUACAGUUAGAGAUUUAGUCGAAAUGGAAGAGGAGGCAAACAUAGAAGAACAAACACAACAUUUGGGUAAUGAUUCCAAUGACAUGACAUCGAGUCAUAUUCCACCUAUGAAUGUGAAUAAUAUGCAAUAUGAAGAAACUUCAAGUGUGCGUAAUAACAAGAGAAAAGGGAGAGUGGAUCUUAUGGUUAAAGGAUUUAAUGAUGCGGUUACAUGUCUUGCAGACACUAUGGGGAAAAUAGCAAAUACAAUUAAUAAAGAUAUUGAAAGAGAAGAGGAACUUGAUAAGAAACGUUGUAUGAUUACUUGUGAGAUUUCAAAAAUGGAGUCGUUGAUUCGAUCGGAAAAGUUUAAAGCAAUUACGAAAAUACGAGAGGAGGAUGAAAGAGUGAAUAUUUUUUGGGAUUUGCAAGAAACGGAAAGAGAGGAUUAUGUGAAAUGGGUUUUGGAAGAAUGAAGAGAAUUGGUGAUUAAAUAUGUAAUUAAACAUUGUUGAUUUAGGUUAUUGGUUAGUUUACAAAUUAUAAUUGAGGAAGUGGGAUUUGUAAGUAUUUGUUCAUAGUAUAUAUACUUAGUUUUAUUUUGUUUUUAUAUGCAUUGAUUUGUGAACUGAUCAACGAUAUUCUGUUGUAGCAUUGAUGGCUGAAUAACAUGAUACAUUCAAAGUAUAGUUAAAAUAAUA